CCGGGCAGAGCCCCGCCCGCCUACGCGGCCCCUCCCGCCGCUUCGCUCCGCUCGCGCCGUUCCGCGGGGCGGGGAGAGCCGACCCGGAGCGGGAAGCGGCGGCGCGGCCCCCCCGCGGCGAUGGAGGGCGGUGGCGAGACGGCGGUGCGGUGCGGGGAGGUGGACAGCGCCUGCGAGGCCCUCCACCUCCUGCAGAUCGAUCCCAGCGGCUCUGCAGAGCCGCGGACGGGCGGCGCGGCGCCCUGCUCGAGGAAUGUCCUGCGGAAACAGAAACACUGGGAGAAGGUCAUCAUGGCAAAGAAGAGGAAGAGGACGCAGGAAAGAGAGAGAAGAAAAGCACAGCAGGCUGAAGGCAGAGGCACUGCAGGACAUCACAGCAAAAGAGUUCUGAAAGCCAUCAUGAAAGAACGUCUUCUGGAGGCCAGGGAGUCUGGGCCUUGGCUGUGCGUGGACCUCAGCAUGGCUGACCGCAUGACAAAGAAGGAAACGAGCCGCCUUGCUGCUCAGAUCAGGAGACUCUAUGGGGCCAACAGGAGGGCCGAAAAGCCAUUCUGGCUAUGUCUGACAGAGUUUGUGGUGGGCUCUUUGAUCUAUGAGGAGUGCUUCCGCAUGAACGAUGGCUUCUCCAAUUAUUUGAUGGGUACAACUCAAGAAAGUUACCUUGACCUGUUUCCUUUAGAUACAGUUGUUUAUCUCACUCCGGACUCUGAGAACGGUCAUGGAGAACAGCAGAGGUGCUUGAGGACUGGAAGAAAGCCAGUGUCACUCCAGUCUUCAGAAAGGGCAAGAAGGAGGACCAGGGAACUCCAGGCCAGUCAGCCUCAUCUCGAUCCCUGGAAAGUCCUUGAAGACAUUGAUCCUAAAAAAGUGUACAUCCUUGGAGGGCUGGUGGAUGAAAGUAUUCAUAAGAAGCUGACCUUGCAAAGGGCUCGAGAUCAGUCCUUGCAAACAGCCCGCCUCCCAAUUCGUGAGUACAUGGUGAAAACAAUCAACACCAAGAACUACCACUCAGAGACGCUUGCAAUCAAUCAAGUCUUCGAUGUCUUAUCAACUUAUUACGAGACCCGAAGUUGGCCAGCAGCCUUGAAAGCUGGAGUUUCUUCUGGAAAAGGCUAUGUGCUCCCAGAUGCAGUGAAUUAAGUAAAGAUACAUGGCAAAGCACAAGAAAACUCUUUAUUUUUCUGAUGUUAAGGAGCUGUGACAGACCAGGGAAGCAAACUCCAAGUUUCAAGCAGAAACACCACCAUGAAUGUGUAUGCAGAAAACACAACUCAGCUUAAAUCUGGGAUAAGGAGCUUGUCAAGAGUGAUAAAUUAUACCUCAGCAGGGUAUUCCUGGAAGUGACUUUUUACCUUAAACUCAAAACAAAAGCUGGUUGAACCCUGGAAUCAAGUAAAAACUUGGGAAUUCAAUUUUGCUUUUCUUGCAGAUGUUUGAUAGAGUAUUUGUGUCUCUUACAUUUACACUUGUUCUGGGACAGAGAGAAGAGCUUAAAGUAUUUCUUUCAUCUCGAUUAGAAGGAAGUACUGUGACAUUAGAAGAGUGACAGAAUACAGAACACACUGGUAAAGAAAAUCAUCUUUUCCAUCAAAAAGAGCAGUGCUGUUCUGAUUGGGGAACACAGGAUAGGAAGUGUUUCCCAGACUAAUGAGGUAACAGUUUCUAGAAGUACCAUGUCCUUAACAGUUUCCAGAAGUACCAUGUCCUAUCUUCCUUAAGCCAGCUGAAUUAAGGACUUUGAGUUGCUGAAUCCCAUAGAUAACUUUGAUUACAUGCAUUCUGAUUACAAUCUAUAAUAAAAUGUUUACUCUUUAAGAA
This is a messenger RNA of Dromaius novaehollandiae (emu), 1818 nucleotides long. It is a transcript of the gene TRMT10B, whose product is annotated as tRNA methyltransferase 10B. Gene Ontology annotation, molecular function: tRNA binding. The record is from RefSeq and is a predicted model, not a curated record. The transcript has 9 exons. NCBI's taxonomy places the organism in Eukaryota, Metazoa, Chordata, Aves, Casuariiformes, Dromaiidae. Gene Ontology annotation, cellular component: nucleoplasm; nucleus. Gene Ontology annotation, biological process: tRNA N1-guanine methylation. The coding region runs from base 121 to 1140 and encodes 339 amino acids.